CAUACAGGCACACGACGAGGAGGAAGCAUUGUAUUAACAGCCUUUCUUGCCUACAGGUCUUUCGGACUUGUUCUCCUUUGAGUCACGUCAUGAUACCGACCCUAGAAAAAAGAUGAUCUAAGUCUCCACCAUAGAAUUCACUCUCAACAUCGUUCGGCGCAUUCCAGAUGUUGUCAGUAUGCUCGACCAGCUUUCGCCCGUUGCUCCCGCCAGAGUACGAGUCGUUCUUCUGCCAAUUGGCCAAAUCAAACGAGCAAGAUUUCUCAGCUUUGUGGACAGACUACAGCCAGAGAAUGUCGUUCGACUGGGGGAUAUCAGCCCUGAUGGGCGGCCGAACAGAAACAUGUUUUCGCCUUUAGCCUUUCCCACAGGCAUGAUCGUAUACGACCUUACAACUUUUUACCCUCCACCUUCACACGUUGCGCUCUCCCCUUUCGAGCUUUACCGCGAGCCUCUGGUGAUUAUAGCUCUUGCAGAUGGCGCUGAGCUGGACCAUGUCUCAUACCGAGGGAACACGCGGAGGAGUCUCAAUGGAAAUGGACCACCCAAGCCAGAGCACAAUCUGCGAGAAUUAUACCAAGAUCUUGAAGAUCUGCGGGACCGGUACCCCAAGGCAUUAGUCCAUCAAAUCCUCUUGUUCGACUAUGUGCCUCGAGAUUCUCUUGGGAGUCUGCCAGAGGGUCUAGUUGCAAUUCCUCCACCAGCAGAUUGUAAGAGGACGACAAUGAAAACGGUCAUGUGUGACAUAUCUUCUAUGCUAUUGGCGGAGAUGACCACGCUGGCCAAGUCACUUCAGGCCUUGAACAGUAUCGACUCUCCAAGCCAAGCUCAGAUCAAUCGGCAAUAUAACGGAGCAUGGCAUGUUGCACAGGCAGAUAUGUUGUCACGUCGGAACUCUCAGUAUUCUGCACAGGGGGACUCGAGGUCGGGAUCACCUGCUGGCAGUGUAGACAGAAGCCAUGUCCGAAUGUCAAUGCCGGCAGUGCUGCGACGAACCGAUUCGAAUGCCUCGACCCCCUCUGCUCGACCGUCGACCCCUAAUGGGACUCCUGGUCUAGCCACUACUUUUGAUGAAAUAGUUGGCCCAAAUCCUGGAUUGCCUAUUCGCCUUGCCACAACUGACUCCCUCCGAGACGCACAACAGCAAGACAAAGUCUCAGUACAAGGUUUCGGUUCUGGAAGUGUGAGCGAAAGGUCACGAAAUAAGGGCAAAGGUCGCAUUGGUAUCGUGAUAGGCUCGUUAUAUAUGAAAGCAGGCAGGUGGUCCGAUGCUUUGAAGGAGCUCAUCGAAGCAGCCACUAUUGCCAAAAAUGCACUUGACCAUUUAUGGCAUGCUAAAGCGCUGGACAACAUUCUAGUGAGCAUGCUGAUGCUCGCCUGGACUGGCAUCGACUUUCAAAUUCCCCAAAUCUGUUAUGUAUCUGCAGAGAAGACCUCAUCAACACCAAAUUCUCAAGACCCACGAAGUCCAGCAAGCAAUCGGUUGGUUUCUCUCCAGAAUCUCACAGUCCUACUUCCAGAAUUGGUAGACCGGAUUCUCAAUCUUUAUGCUCGAGCAGCAAACAAUACUGGAGAGUCACUCCCUCCAUAUCCAUUUUCUGAAUCUGUAAUAAGAUUUUCGAAACUGUUAUCAGCAGUCCAUUUAGCUGGUGGCACAAUAGACGAUGAAGUCCUACAGCUUAUGGUGCUCGGUAUUCCGUUCAAGAAAGCUCCCAAUCUUGCUACAGCACGUUUGAAUAUACGUCCCACCCGCACAGAAAUUGUAAUUGUACUUUCGCGAGCGUUUCCUACACAUUUUUCGACAGAGAGUUUAUCUGUUGUUGAUAGGACUAUCAUUCUGAGCGGUAUUGCAUCGGUUCUGGGAUCUCUUGGUUUUCACAGGAAGAAGGCUAUGGUCAUGCGAGACCUAGUUUCUGUUCUUAUUCCUGGUUUAGUCCAGGCGCGAAUCAAAGGUGCUGCAGAUAUGGGAGUUCAUCCUGCCGCUGGGUUGGCAGCGCUUAAUUCUGUAAAUGGCAACGCAAAUGGAGCCGGCGCACUUGAUCUUGGGGAAGGAGACAUUGAGACUGGCGUCGAUUUAUUUCUUGGCUCUCUCGGUAAAAUAUAUGGCGUCGUAUCAUCCGCUGGUCCAACUGCGUUGCAGGAUUCAAAUGACGCCGCAAUUGCACGAAUCUUACACGACGCUUCGAUUCGGAGUUUUGGCGGACAAGUCCUCAAGAUGGACGUUCUCCGUUCUUGCAUAAAUAUCUCGGAGGCCCUGCCAGAUUUUCAUGGCGUUUUACGAUUCACAGCCGACCUGUUACGCACUGCUGGAAGCGGCGUCGCACCAGGCCCUAGGAGCGAAGAUGCAUCACCUAUGAUGAGCCGAGAAGAGCAAGUCAGGCUCGCAACUAAUAUCUCAAGAACUCUUGGGGCUGCGAGGAAUCUGGGUGUCAAAGAUCUGCAAGCUGAAUAUUGGGAUGAGUUUCUGCUUCGUGGUAUUGAACUGGAGCCUCUGCAAUCCACAAGAACACCAAUUCCUCAUACAAAAAGCGAGCUUCCAGGGGCGAGUGCAAAGACCGAAUCACAAGAAGUCAAUCCGUUCAUCUACAACCCAUUUUUACGUAAUCCCGACACCUCCGCUGUCGAUAAUUUACUCGUCGCUGGCGAAGGUGCUGUAUUUCGCGCCACAUUACAAAAUCCCUACGAAUUCGACGUUGAGAUAGAAAGCAUCAAGCUGGAGAGUGAAGGAGCCCAAUUCGAAUCCACAGUGCAAAAAACUGUGAUUGGACCAUAUCGGACUCAAAUCCUUACCAUUGCUGGCACACCUUUGGCUGCAGGCGAGUUAAGGAUCACAGGAUGUAUUAUUCGGGUGAGAGGUUGCAGAGAAAGGCGCUUCCCCAUCUUCGAAGAGCCAUGGUCACCUCAAAGAGAUGUGAAAGUCAAGACAAUUGGAGUUGCAGCUCUAUUCAGACAAAAGGAUCGCCCUGUCAGUGUUAGCUCGGGUCCUGUUUCUACGACGCCUGCCAUAAUACCACCCAAGGCUAAAUCCCUCGGAUUGAAUGUUAUUGAGCGGCAACCGUUAGUGGUUGUGAAAUCUACAAAUCUUUCUCAGUCGGCGCUGAUGGUCUUGGAGGGCGAACUCCAGGUGUUUUCAAUCACUCUUCAAAACCUAUCGCGAGAAACCCCUGUUGAUUUGGUUCUAUUCUCAUUCAAGGAUUCCACGCAAGCACCAUUACAGACUGCGAUGAGCAAUCGAGAAGCAUCGCCGGCCGAGCUUUAUGAAUGCGAGCUCAUAUUCGCACGCAAGCAAGCUCUGAAGUGGAAGAAAAAACAUGACGAGAAAGUGUUCAUUGCUCCAGGUACCACUGAGACUUUUGACAUUGAAAUUCUUGGACGACCCGGUCUCACCAGUGCUGUGGUGCAAAUUGAUUAUGCACAUCUUGGCGUACCUGCAGCAGAAGUUCAGGACAAUUUCCACACUCGACAAGUAAGUCUGCCUCUUACGGUCACAGUAAACGCCAGUGUAGAAGUAGUAAGAGUUGAUGUGCUGCCUCUUACUGGGAAUGUCCCACGUUCUCUUUGGAACAUGAUGGCCACAACAAACCCCAAAAACGCCUCGUUCACACCAGAGGAUUAUUGCCUUGUUGUGUUAGACGUCCGGAAUGCCUGGCCGUCCCAAUUACACUUGCACCUCGACGUUGCCAACGCAGGCAUCAUCGAUGAAGAAAUUCUUCCAGGAAACACUUCAAAGAUUAUGUUUCCUCUGCAUCGCAUCUUCCUCAAGGAUCCAAUAGCCUCAAUACCUGCUCUGGACCCCUCCAGGCAGCGCCAAUUUGUGGUCAGUACAGGCAGAGUAUCUGCUGAUUCGGAGAGAGCUAGCAGGGAGGCUUUCUGGUACCGAGAAGAGAUCUUGAAAAUGUUUCACGGCACAUGGGCUACUAAAUUUGGACCUUAUCGGCAUGGCGAGAUAGAGCUCCGCGGUAUCAGAUUAACACAGCGGAUGAUCGAGGCCAUCAAAAUUGAUGACAUUGCAAUAAACAUUUCUAUCAACCAUGCAUCUGAAGGGACAUCAAAACACCAGCUUUUUACCGAUGCCUUCUCGGAAUUGAAGGUCCGCAUAAGCAAUCGUACCCAAGACGCCAUUCAUCCAAUGCUGCGGCUGCAGCCCUCUUGCAGAGACCAACCACAUAAUCUAGCACUUGAUCUCACCAAGAAGCUCGUUUGGAAUGGAGUUCUUCAGCAAACUCUGCCACCAUUACCUGGGAUGGAGUCUAUUGAAGUUAGUUUCGGCGUUACAGCGUUAGCGAGAGGAGAAUUCGAAAUCAGUGUAUCCGUGGAAGAAACAUUCUUGCAGCAUCCACCUCCACAGCCUGCCAAAGGGGGCAGGCCACGAGCAAAUACGAAACAGAUGAUGGACGCUGUAUUAGGAGCGAGGGAAAGGAGAAUAUGGCAUUCGAGAGAGCCAUUCCUAGUUGUUGUCAAAGACGAUGAUAGUGAUGAGGACUGAUUUUGAGUAAUGUAAAGUAUUGCAUAGCGUGCGGACGUUUUUGAAUAUGCGUAGAAGUUUGGUGGUUUGAUGAUACCAAGGCUUUGCAGUUUAAAGACAUGGGGAGAAGGAUCUUCAAUCAAGGGCUCAGAUGCCAACAAUGAAAAUCUUUCAAUAUUGAG
Molecule: messenger RNA, 4647 nt
Organism: Mollisia scopiformis
Lineage: Eukaryota; Fungi; Ascomycota; Leotiomycetes; Helotiales; Mollisiaceae
Product: Trs120-domain-containing protein
Exons: 2
Coding region: 179-4486 (1435 amino acids)
Cellular component (GO): trans-Golgi network
Source: RefSeq, a predicted model, not a curated record